CCUAAAAAGUCGUUUAUUGUCGAUCAAAAUCGGAUAAAUUGAAUUCGAUGCACCAAUCAGGAAUACCCACAUCUAAACUCCGAUGUUUGUUGUAACGUCUGCUAGAAUGGCAGCGAUAAAAUUGAUUUGGUCUCUUUUCAUAAAUUUAAUAAUAUGUGUGGUUCUUACUGUAGCAGGAAGAGAUUUUUAUGCCAUUUUAGGCAUAUCAUCAACAGCAAGCCAACAUGCAAUAAAAAAGGCAUACAGAAAGUUAGCAAAAGAAUUGCAUCCUGAUAAAAAUAAAGAUGAUCCAAAUGCAUCUCAAAAAUUUCAAGAUCUGGGUGCAGCUUAUGAAGUACUAUCAGAUAAUGAAAAGAGAGAAAUGUAUGAUAAAUGUGGAGAAGAAUGUUUAAAAAAAGAUGGUAUGAUGAAUAAUGCUGAUCCAUUUGCAAGUUUUUUUGGUGAUUUUGGCUUUCAUUUUGGUGGAGAAUCUCAUCAUCAGCAAGAAACACCUAAGGGUUCUAAUAUUAUAAUGGAUUUAGUAGUCACUUUAGAAGAAUUAUAUAGUGGAAAUUUCAUAGAGAUAACAAGAAAUAAGCCAGUAAUGAAGGCUGCAAAAGGAACAAGGAAAUGUAAUUGUAGACAAGAAUUGGUUACUCGCAAUUUAGGAAAUGGAAGAUUUCAAAUGAUGCAACAAUCGGUUUGUUCAGAAUGUCCAAAUGUUAAAUUUGUUACUGAGGAACGUAUAUUAGAGGUUGAAGUUGAACCAGGAAUGGUGGAUGGCCAAGAAACUAAAUUUACAGCAGAAGGUGAACCACAUUUAGAUGGAGAACCUGGAGAUUUAAUUUUAAAGAUACGAACACAACCACAUCCAGUUUUUGAAAGAAUCGGUGAUGAUCUGUACACAAAUAUUACUAUAUCUAUGCAAGAUGCUUUAAUAGGUUUUAAAAUGGACAUAGAACAUUUGGAUGGUCAUAAAGUGACUAUUCAAAGAGAUAAAGUAACUAAACCAGGAGCUCGUAUUAGAAAAAAAGGAGAAGGAAUGCCUAAUUAUGAGAAUAACAAUCUUCAUGGCACUUUGUAUAUUACAUUUGAUGUUGCAUUCCCUGAAACGGAAUUCACAGAUAUACAGAAAGAAGAAAUAAAAAAUCUACUCCAACAAGAUUCUGUAAAUCGAAUUUAUAAUGGAAUAAGUGGAAGUUAAGAACUUUAAAUGCAAUACAUGUACAAGGUGAUAAGAGUGCAUACAACUAAAAUGCGUGUGUUGACUUGUGUGUAUCUACACCAAGUAGUGUUUUCACUUCUUUAAAAAGUGGAUACCAACAGGUUUGGUAACCAAGUACUAAGUCAGUGAAUUUGAAGUGAAUACAUGUAGCAAACACAAUAACCAUUGCAAGUACAUGUACUUCCUUUUUUAUUAUAAGAGACUGGUCAUAUAUAUAUGUGUAUAUUAUUAUCAAUUACUUACAUAAACAUCAGCAAUGGUUGAGCAUUUUAUUUAACAAAAUAAAUUAUUUUAUGUUUAAU
Molecule: messenger RNA, 1506 nt
Organism: Apis dorsata (giant honeybee)
Lineage: Eukaryota; Metazoa; Arthropoda; Insecta; Hymenoptera; Apidae
Gene: shv
Product: dnaJ homolog shv
Exons: 4
Coding region: 83-1183 (366 amino acids)
Biological process (GO): protein folding; protein maturation
Cellular component (GO): endoplasmic reticulum
Molecular function (GO): misfolded protein binding
Source: RefSeq, a predicted model, not a curated record